Molecule: messenger RNA, 462 nt
Organism: Dendrobium catenatum
Lineage: Eukaryota; Viridiplantae; Streptophyta; Magnoliopsida; Asparagales; Orchidaceae
Product: fasciclin-like arabinogalactan protein 14
Exons: 1
Coding region: 1-462 (153 amino acids)
Cellular component (GO): plasma membrane
Source: RefSeq, a predicted model, not a curated record
AUGGCAAUCAAAUCCCUCCUCCUCCUCCUCACCAUCACCCUCCUCUUCUCCUCCUCAUCAGCCCACAACAUCACUCGCAUCCUCUCAAAACACCCCAAGUUCUCCAUCUUCAACUCUCUCCUCUCAUCCACCAACCUCGCCAAAAAGAUCAAUCAUCGCCACUCCAUCACCGUCCUCGCCGUAUCCAAUGACUCCAUUGGCGGUCUCAUUGGUCUUAGCCCUAAUAUCCAGCGCCGCAUUCUAUCCGUCCAUGUCAUCCUCGAUUACUUUGACCGCGAAAAGCUCCAGAACCUCAAGAGCCAUUCAACCAUCGUCCCCACCCUCUUCCAAACUUCUGGCAUAGCCAAAGGCCGAACUGGCUUCCUCAAUAUAACCAAGCUUGCCAACGGGCAGAUCGCCUUCAGCUCUGCAGCUUCUGGCGCCCACCACGUCGCAAAAUUAGUGGGGCAAAUUGCCGCAUGA